GAGAACAACGUCUGACAUUUCACAUUGACAAUGUAUCGUAUCGCCUGAAAAUUCUUGACAGUUCGCAUGUACGUCUUUUUCAUAACAUCGGAUAUUCAACACCGUGUAUUCGUUUGCAAUCUUACGUAAUUUUUUUACAAAAUAGAAACAAAAAACGGACCCAAAACCAUAAUAUCCGUUUUAAAUUCCAGUUGUUGAUGUCCGUAUAAAUCAAGCGAAAAGUUCAAAAUGUUACGUCUUUGCCUGAGCAAAAGUCUAGGUGGUGGUAAUAAUCGAUUGAUGUUUGCCGUAAGAGCAAGCUCGUCGACUGCAACACCAGCCAAAGCGCCCGAAAAAAUCGAAGUAUUCGUCGAUGAUCAGAGUGUUUUCGUUGAACCUGGCACAACUGUGCUGCAAGCUGCGGCACAAGUUGGUGUAGAAAUUCCACGAUUCUGUUAUCAUGAGCGUUUGGCUGUUGCAGGUAAUUGUCGUAUGUGCUUGGUUGAGGUUGAAAAAAGUCCAAAACCAGUUGCCGCAUGUGCGAUGCCAGUGAUGAAGGGAUGGCGUAUCAAAACCAAUUCAGAUUUGACACGACGAGCAAGAGAAGGUGUUAUGGAAUUUUUGUUGAUGAACCAUCCGCUCGAUUGUCCAAUUUGUGAUCAGGGCGGAGAGUGUGAUUUGCAAGAUCAAGCUAUGGCCUUUGGUUCAGAUCGAUCUCGAUUCGUUGAUAUUCAUCACACAGGAAAACGUGCUGUUGAAGACAAAGACAUCGGUCCAUUGGUAAAAACCAUUAUGACACGUUGUAUCCACUGCACACGUUGUAUUCGUUUUGCAUCAGAAAUUGCUGGUGUCGAUGAUUUGGGUACCACUGGUCGUGGUAGUGAUAUGCAAGUCGGAACCUAUGUUGAAAAGUUGCUUUUGUCUGAAUUGUCUGGUAACAUAAUUGAUUUGUGCCCAGUCGGUGCGUUGACCAACAAACCGUACAGUUUUGUGGCUCGUCCAUGGGAAAUCCGUAAGAUUGAUAGUAUCGAUGUGCUAGACGCCAUUGGCAGCAAUGUCAUUCUCAGCACUCGUACCAACGAGGUGAUGCGUGUUGUUCCCCGUGAAAAUGAAUCCAUUAACGAAGAAUGGCUGGGUGAUAAGUCAAGAUUCUCAUGUGAUGGUUUGAAGCGUCAACGUUUGAUUGCUCCAUUGCUUAAAAUUGACGGUGAAUUGAAAGCCGUUGAAUGGGAAAGUGCUUUGAUUGCUGUUGGCCGUAAUUUGCAAAAAGCUGACGGUAAAAUUGCCGCUGUUGUUGGUGGAUUGGCUGAUGUUGAGUCCGCUGUUGCUCUUAAGGAUCUUUUGACCAAAUUCAAUUCGAAAACUAUCGCAACUGAAACCACUGUUCCAAAAGUAUGCGCUGGCAAUCGUUCAACCUACAUUUUGAACACUCCAAUCGCUGAUAUCGAAGAUGCUGAUGAGAUUUUGCUCGUGGGAACCAACCCACGGUAUGAAGCACCAAUUUUGAAUACUCGUCUGCGCAAGAGCUACGUCCACAAUGAAGGAAAUGUUUCGUUGAUCGGACCAAAAGUCGAUCUUUCGUAUAAAUAUGAGCAUUUGGGAGACGAUGCUUCAAUCAUCAACGAUAUUGUUAGUGGCAAACAUCCAUUGUCCAAGCGAUUGGAAAGUGCUCAAAAACCAGUCAUCAUCGUUGGUGUUGACCAAUUAGCUAGACCAGAUGGAGAGGCUAUCCUUACCUCACUCUACGAAUAUGGAAAGAAAUUGUCAAAGAGUGGAUGGAAUGCAUUCAAUGUUUUGCAACGCACCGCUUCCGCUACCGGUGCACUUGAUAUUGGAAUUACAAACAGUGUCGACGAUGUGAUUGCAUCGAAACCAAAAGUGUUAUUCUUGUUGGGCGCUGAUGAUAACAAGAUCACACGCGAUAAAUUGCCAUCAGAUUGUGUCAUCAUCUAUCAAGGUCAUCAUGGUGAUGCUGGCGCUACAAUUGCCGACAUUGUGUUGCCAGGUGCUGCUUACACAGAAAAGCAAGGCACAUAUUUGAAUGCGGAAGGCCGUGCUCAGCAAACGUUGGCCGCCGUUUCUGCACCUGGAUUAGCUCGCGAAGACUGGAAGAUCAUCCGAGCCGUCUCUGAAGUUGUAGGUCAUCCAUUGCCAUACGACACGCUCGAUGACAUUCGUAGCCAUUUGGAACAAAUCGCUCCACACCUCACCAACUAUGGCAAACGCGAAGGAACACCACUUGCAUCGUUACCAGCUGCCAAAUCGAAAAUUGCAAGCAGCAAAAUCGACAUUCAACAAAAGAAACUAGAUGAUUACUAUAUGACUGAUGUUAUUUCAAGAUCGUCACCAACCAUGGCGAAGUGCAUUGCAGCCGUUCGAAAAUCAGCCGUUGCAGCUAGCCAAUAAACGACGAUGAAUAGUAUACAAUAAAAUCUUUCUUAUUAUAAUUUUAAACGAAAAAAAAAAUUGAAAAAAGUGUUUUAAUCACUAAAAUUGUAAAAAUGCAAAUCAGGAAUAAAACAAGUAAUCCAAUUAGUGAAAAAAA
This is a messenger RNA of Sitodiplosis mosellana (orange wheat blossom midge), 2524 nucleotides long. RefSeq names its product NADH-ubiquinone oxidoreductase 75 kDa subunit, mitochondrial (gene ND-75). Gene Ontology annotation, cellular component: membrane. NCBI's taxonomy places the organism in Eukaryota, Metazoa, Arthropoda, Insecta, Diptera, Cecidomyiidae. The coding region runs from base 229 to 2385 and encodes 718 amino acids. Gene Ontology annotation, biological process: ATP synthesis coupled electron transport. Gene Ontology annotation, molecular function: NADH dehydrogenase (ubiquinone) activity; iron-sulfur cluster binding. The record is from RefSeq and is a predicted model, not a curated record. The transcript is spliced from 7 exons.